GCGCAAGGGGUGUAAUUCGUAAUUCGACUCCACCACGGCCACCACCUCCUCCUCCUCCUCUUCGUCGCGUGCGAUCGGACGGCGGAGAUCGCAUCAGUGAUGGCGGCGACGGAGGCGAAGAGCGCGAUCCUCGUGAUCGGCGCGACGGGGUACAUCGGAAAAUUCAUCACCGCGGCGAGCGCGCGGUGCGGCCACCGCACGUACGCGUUGGUGCGCGACACCGCCCCCUCCGACCCCGCCAAGGCCCAGCUCCUCCGAUCCUUCGAGGACUCCGGUGUAACCCUAAUCAAAGGGGAUUUGUAUGACCACGAGAGCCUCGUGGCGGCGAUCAAGGCCGUCGAUGUGGUGAUCUCGGCGGUGGGGUAUGCUCAAUUGGCGGAUCAGACGAAGAUCAUCGCCGCAAUCAAAGAAGCCGGUAACAUAAAGAGGUUUUUACCGUCCGAGUUUGGAAACGAUGUCGACCGCGUGCAUGCGGUGGAGCCUGCGAAGUCGACCUUCGCCGUCAAGGCUCGGAUCCGGCGGGCUGUCGAGGCGGAGGGGAUACCUCACACCUAUGUCUGCUCCAACUUCUUUGCCGGGCGCUUCCUUCCCACACUGGGGCAGUUUGCAGCUAGUGGUCUUCCCACUGACAAAGUUACCAUCUUAGGUGAUGGUAGUGUCAAAGCAAUUUUUGUUAAGGAAGAAGAUAUUGGAACAUACACCGUAAAGGCGGUUGACGAUCCGAGAACCUUGAACAAGAUCCUUUACAUAAGCCCGCCUGCGAACAUCUUAUCCCACAAUGAGCUGGUCUCUCUAUGGGAGAAGAAGGUUGGCAAGACCUUUGAGAGGGUCUACAUCCCAGAAGAGGAGGUCCUGAAGAAAAUUCAAGAAUCUCCGGCCCCGCUUAACGUAGUACUCGCGAUCCACCACUCUGUAUUUGUGAAGGGGGACCAGACCAACUUUGAAAUCGAUCCUUCGCUCGGUGUCGAGGCAAGCGAGCUCUACCCUGAGGUCAAAUACACAACUGUCGACGAAUACUUGAAUCAGUUCCUCUAAAAAUGCUCCCUAAUGUAUAUCUUGUCUCCAGAAAAUAAAGUUGUUCUUAAGUUAUUAACAACACAUGUUUGUACCACCUGGUUGAUGCAGCAGUGGGAUUUGACCGAGUGAAAACUAAGUAUGUGUAUAGAGAAUGUAUUACUGCUGCUUAGCAUGAAGGUUUAAGUUGAUAACAUUGGUAAAGAUGAGGCAUUAGAAGGUGUGCUAGAGCCAUUUAAUGACUUGAGGCAUUAGGUGUGCUAGAGCCAUUUAAUGACUUUAAGCAUGUCCUUCCAAAAAUACUCAAAAAGCUCUAUAAAUAUUCAAAAGCA
Messenger RNA from Ananas comosus (pineapple), 1346 nucleotides. Its product is annotated as isoflavone reductase-like protein. Bases 100 to 1035 code for a protein of 311 amino acids. The transcript has 5 exons. Gene Ontology annotation, molecular function: oxidoreductase activity. The record is from RefSeq and is a predicted model, not a curated record. Lineage: Eukaryota; Viridiplantae; Streptophyta; Magnoliopsida; Poales; Bromeliaceae.